AUGAGGGGAGAGCCGGACUCAGCCUUCCCUGAAUCAAGAAAAGGCCUUGAUGCCGCCGAUGCUGGGAGCGGAGUGAAGAUGUGGGAAGGAGCCGUGCAGAAGAGCCUGGGAGACGACGACGUCCUCCCUCCCGAUGUGCAUCGCCAGCACUUCAGGCACUUCAGCAACCAGGAGGCCGAGGGCCCCCGAGAGGUCUGCAGCCGACUUCACCAUCUUUGCCGCCAGUGGCUGAAGCCGGAAAGGUAUACAGAGCUAACAGGCGAUGGCAUAAAGCUAAUGAUACCUUCCUUGCCAUCUCUUUGUGGUGGAGAAAAAGCGGCUUUCGUGCAGCCAGAUCAGAGCUUUGCUCAGAAUUCAAACCAUACUACCCAUCAGCAUAUCCAGACUGGGGAGAAACCUUAUAAAUGCUUGGAGUGUGGAAAGAGCUUUGCUUCAAGUUCAGCCCUUAUUAAACAUCAGCGUAUCCACACUGGGGAGAAACCUUAUAAAUGCUUGGAGUGUGGAAAGAGCUUUGUUCAGGGUUCACAGCUUACUAUCCAUCAGCGUAUCCACACUGGGGAGAAACCUUAUAAAUGCUUGGAGUGUGGAAAGAGCUUUGCUUCAAGUUCAAGCCUUGCUAAACAUCAGCGUAUCCACACUGGGGAGAAACCUUACAAAUGCUUGGAGUGUGGAAAGAGCUUUAGCUCUGCUGGGAGUUCAAACCUUACUAUCCAUCAGCGUAUCCACACUGGGGAGAAACCUUACAAAUGCCUGGAAUGUGGAAAGAGCUUUGUUCAGAGUUCCCAUCUUACUACCCAUCAGCAUAUCCACACUGGGGAGAAACCUUAUAAAUGCUUGGAGUGUGGAAAGAGCUUUGCUUCAAGUUCAGGCCUUGCUAAACAUCAGCGUAUCCACACUGGGGAGAAACCUUAUAAAUGCUUGGAGUGUGGAAAGAGAUUUGUUCAGGGUUCACAGCUUACUAGACAUCAGCGUAUCCACACUGGAGAGAAACCUUAUAAAUGCUUGGAGUGUGGAAAGAGCUUUGCUCAGAGUUCACAGCUUACUAUCCAUCAGCGUAUGCACACUGGAGAGAAACCUUAUAAAUGCUUGGAGUGUGAAAAGAGCUUUACUCGGAGUUCAAACCUUACUAUCCAUCAGCAUAUCCACACUGCGGAGAAACCUUACAAAUUCUUGGAGUUCUGA
Messenger RNA from Euleptes europaea (tarantolino), 1182 nucleotides. RefSeq names its product zinc finger protein 239-like. The coding region runs from base 1 to 1182 and encodes 393 amino acids. The transcript is spliced from 5 exons. Lineage: Eukaryota; Metazoa; Chordata; Lepidosauria; Squamata; Sphaerodactylidae. Gene Ontology annotation, cellular component: nucleus. Gene Ontology annotation, molecular function: DNA-binding transcription factor activity, RNA polymerase II-specific; RNA polymerase II cis-regulatory region sequence-specific DNA binding. The record is from RefSeq and is a predicted model, not a curated record. Gene Ontology annotation, biological process: regulation of transcription by RNA polymerase II; central nervous system development.